Yarrowia lipolytica CLIB122 is the source of this 1920-nucleotide messenger RNA. RefSeq lists its product as uncharacterized. The record is from RefSeq and is a predicted model, not a curated record. Lineage: Eukaryota; Fungi; Ascomycota; Dipodascomycetes; Dipodascales. Gene Ontology annotation, molecular function: phosphoric diester hydrolase activity.
AUGGUCAACCUCCUGGAAGUCUCCACCGGUCUUUUGGCCGCUGCUGGUCUGGUCAAGCGAGCCGACAACUCCUCGUCCACCUCCCAUCACAUUGAGGUGCCCAACGUGGGCAACGCGGCGCUUCUCGAAUGGGGCUUCAACGAGGCCCAGAAGAUCUUCAACAACUCGCAGGCUUCCAACUGCACAAAGUGUCAGGAGGGCAUCAAUCUUGGCAAGUACAUCCACCUGGCCGCCCCCGAUGUCACCCCCGAUCUGCUGGUCAAGCUGUGCUGGCACUACAAUUGGCAAGACGAUUGCGACUCGUGGCAGGGACGAGACAUCACUAAGGGAAACAACGGCAAACAUAUCGCCAACGUCUUCACUCUGAUGGACGCCUUUGGUCUGGACGGCCAAGCUCUGUGCAAUUGGCACGCCACCGACACCUGUGACCCCGUCCAGGUGCCCGAGCCUGAUCUCUCGUCCUGGUGGCCCGAAAAGCCCAAAAACCCCCCCAAGAUCGAAUCCUCGUACAACGAGACCUUCAACGUGCUGCACAUUUCGGACUUUCAUCUGGAUCUGCGGUACGAGGAGGGCCUGGAGUCCAAUUGCGACGACUACAUGUGCUGCAACUCCGAAUCGCACAACAAACGGGCCAUUGCCGCCGGCCUCAACCAUACCGUCCAGCCCGCCCAGAAACUGGGAUCGUACCAUUGCGACGCUCCCGAAUCCAUGGUCGAAGACUCGCUCAAGACCGUGGGGGCCAUGGCCGACGCACGUGACUUUGAAUUCUCCAUUUUCACCGGAGAUAUGGUGGCCCACGAUCUCCAGGACUGGCUGUCUCUUUCUCACACCUACCAGUCUGAGGAGGAGGUCUACUAUCUCAUGAAGAAGUAUCUCAAGGACAUUCCCGUCUACCCCACUUUUGGCAACCACGACUCGUAUCCCUAUGCUCAGCUGGCCCAGAACUCGUCUGGUUUUGCCGGCGACUUUUCCUGGAACGCCGAGUUGUCUGCCAAAAUGUGGAAGGACUUUGGCUGGAUCAACGAGACCACCGAGGCCCAGGCAGAGCACACAUACGGUUCGUUUGCCGUCACCACCAAGCGAGGUCUGCGGGUCAUUUCCAUCGACUCCAACUUCUGGUACGGCGCCAACUACUACAACUUCUGGAACAUUUCCGAGCCGGAUCUGUCCGGUACCUUCAAGUGGUUGGUGGGCGAGCUGCUGGAGUGCGAGCGUCAAGGCCAAAAGGCCUGGAUUGUGGCCCAUGUGCCCUCCCAGGAGAUGGCGGCGGUGCCCUGGACCACGGAGGUGUUCCGACAGGUGAUUCGACGGUUCUCCCCCCACGUGAUUGCCGCCAACUUCUUUGGUCACACCCACGCCGAUCAGUUCAACGUCUUCUACGAGGAGAACAACAAGUGGACUGAGGAGUCGGCCAUUUCGGUGGGCUGGAUCAUCCAGUCGGUGACUCCCGUGGACUCCUUCAACCCGGCGUGGAGAUAUUACGAGGUGGACACCAAGACGUUCGAGAUCAUGAACUCCAAGAACUACUACUCGCCUCUGAAUCAGACGUACGACUACGACAUCAACAAGUCGCACAACGAGACCAUUGGCAACUUCUCCUACCCCGUUUUCGAGCCCCAGACCCCCAAGCAGUCGCUGGACUGGAUCUGGGAGUACUCUGCCCGAGAUGCCUACGACCCCAACAACACAUGGCCCGACACUGCUCCUCUGAACGCCACCUUUUGGCACCGAGCCGCCAAACUCAUUGUGGAGAACCCCUCCUACCGACAGCUCUACUACGACCACUACUACCGAAAGUCUCCCUACACUCCUCAGGGAUGCACCGGCAAGUGUCUUCAGCAGACCUUUUGUUCAUUUGUGGGUGGUUCUCAGGGAGAGCGAACCGAGUGUCUUAAGCUGAAGGAGCUGCCUACUUUGUAG